UGCCCAACACUGUCGGGCUGCUUAUAGUAUACAUUUUCUGAUAAGAAAUUUUUAGUUGUUGCAGCCUGAAACAAAUACAUAAAUUUUGAAUAAAAAAUGCCUUAAAAAUUAAAAAACGGUCACGGAGACCAUGUAAAUUCAAGUGCCAUUAUCUACGGAAAUGGAGCGUCAAUCAAAACAUAGCCAAAUACGCGAAACUAACGCAGUGAAAACAAAGCCAACAGCCUAAACCCCUACACACUCACCCCCUGCCACCCACAAAACCAAGCAGACAGGCAACCAGUUCGGUUAGUACAACCAUGUCCAACGAUGUGCAAAUAGCACGCGUUGCCAAGAUUGGCUCCGAUGUACCGCGCAGACAGGGAAAGCAACGGGAUAUUAAAGGCAUAUCAAAGGGAGGCAGCAGCGGCGGGGGCAUCGGCGUCAUUGGGGAUGACAUCGAAUUUGUCUUUGGCAGCAUAUCACCAAGAGGCGGGGGAACAAGUGCUGGUCUAGGCCAGCAAAGGCACGUUAUGGUCUCCUAUGACAUGGACUCGCCGGAGCACACGCAGCGCGACACAACCGAAAGCGACAACAACAUUUCCAGCUGCUCGACCCUCGACAUUGUCAACAAAGUUGAACAACUGUCGGUCCAGCAGCUGGAGAAUCGGGUACGUGAGCUGACGCAGCGCCUGCAACAGGCAGAGCGUCAACUGGUGGAGAGCAAUGUGGAGCGAGACAUGUGCCACAAGCGUUUGGAGGUGGUCAGCCAAGCACACGAAUGUCGCAUCACAGAAAUGCAUUGCGUCAUUGCUGAGCUCAGUAAGAAAUUACGCAGCAAACAGGAGCAUAUCAUUAUGGAGGAACAGGAGCCGGAGGGGGAGGGCAGUGAGCUAAGCUAUCAGGAGGGUUCCGUAUACAACUCCGAGUUGAAUCUGACAAAUGCCGAUGUCGACGGCGAGUGUCAAACUGAGCCGCUGGAGGAUUUUGAAGGCGCCUGCUCCAGUGCAGACAACAUACACAUCAAGCCUCAGGAUGCCAUUACUAAAGGUCAACUUGAAGCACUGCAGGAGGAGGUGUUACAUCUACGCGCCCAGAUUGCCUUGUUGCAAGCCGAGAUUGCCACCAAGGACAAGGAUUCGGCUGUUGUGGAGGAUCAAAGCAAUGUCAUCUACUUUGCCUGCGAACUGGAGGCCAACGAAAAUGGAAACGAGCGCGGUUCCAACGAGCAGUGUCUCAAUGACUUAAAUGCCUGCGUAUCAGUGACAAGUCCACAGAAGUGCGUUAAAAUGGCUGAGCGUGUUAAGCUUCGUUGUGCCAGUAAAAACGAACCACAAUCUGAAACUUUGCCUGACGAAGAUACGGAUUUAAGCAACGAGGACAUCAAUCUCGUUGAGCAUUUGGUAUGCAAACCUAACUCGCUGAUGGACAGUUUCUUGGCACCUCUGCAAUUGGAGCUGGAGCGGCUGCAGCGUAAAAUGGAGAAAGUGAAGAUGCGCAACACAUUGCUGUCGCUAACCCUAGACGAGUCCAAGGAGCACACAGAACAUCUCUAUCUGCUGUGUGGCAAGUAUGAGUCAAAUGCUGUAGCUCUUCAGCUGGCGCUCAAUUGCAGCGACCGCGCCAUCGAGGCUUAUGACGUGAUGCUGGCUCUAUUGGAAAGCAGACUGGCCCUGCUCAGCGACAAGUCGUCGGCUGCUGAGGAAAGUCGACGGGCCGUGGAAUCGGUGGCUCAUCAUCUGCUUGUAAGGCUGGAGAGCGAGAAGAACUUGUGCGAGAAUAGUUUAGGACCCUGGCAGCAUAAUAUCAAUCUGAGCGCAGAGGAUGUACCGAAGGGCAUACGCCAAUGGAGUGCCGAUGACGACAAUCGUUUACGUUAUCACGUUUCCAAGUUAAAGGGACGUCGUUCGGUCGUGCAGCACACUAUAGUCAAUCUGGAAUCACCUUUUAGCGAUGUGUAUGAAAAGAAGCGUUUGGCACUGGAGAAGAGCCAAGAGUUGCGUGACCACGACAAGGAGAAAAGGUCACCCAUCGAUCUGGAGACGGCCGUCAUAAUGCAGGAAUUGCUCGAGUUGCGCGAUCAAAAUCAACAGCUGAAAGCCAAAAAGGAUGAAGCGGAGCGAGAGCAGCAGCAUGCCAAUGAGCGGGUGAGCAUCCUGCAUGAGGCCCUAAAGCAGCUGCAGGCAGCAAAUCGAGUCUCCUACUCGGAGGCGGAGCAUGCAGCUCUCACCGAGCAACAACUAGUCGAGGCACUUGGUCGGGAAACGGAGUUGAAGGGCCGUAUUCAAACACUUCUCAAUCUGAAUGCCACACAAAAAGCCACCGACGAGCAGUGCGAGCAAAUGCAUCAGAAUUUGCGAGAAUUGCAAAAAUCAAACUAUAACCUGAACCAGAUGCUGGAGCAGAGCAAACGCAAGUAUCAGAUGCGCAUUAAAAAGCUGGAGCAAAAGAUUGGCGAUAUGCGGCUAGAGCAGGAACAACUGCAACGACUUAAGUUGCACAAUAAUGACCAUGUUCCUGAGACAACACUGUAGAUGUAAGGAUUGUCUAUAAUGAUUGCUUGUGCCGGAGCGGCGAAACGAUGUAUUGAGAGACGCACACGCAACAUAUGCAACAUAUCCUGCUACCGCUAUGGUUCCUUCCUUCCUUAUCUUUUGUAAUUCAUAUCGAGCUCCUUAAAAUGCUGCUGCUGCUGCCGCCGCUGCUCCCACCGCAAUGCGUCACUCGAUGCCCGCUCCGGGCCAGCCAUAUCAAUAGAUAGUAUCACGAAUGUGCCAUACGAUUAACUGACAGCCGGUGACGGUGCCCCGCAAAUGAAGCUGUAUUAACUACAAUUACAUAUAAAUUAUACGAAUAUAUAAACUAGACUAGGUAGCUCGGGCUACUCACAACGCGUACACACGAAUCCUAUAUUUAUACAAUGUAUUCGCAUUUUGCUUGUUAUAUGACUCAAUAUAUGUAUUUAAAAUUGUACAAAUUAUAAUAAAACUGCAGCGACAUUACGUUCCGUUUGUGGA
Molecule: messenger RNA, 2996 nt
Organism: Drosophila innubila
Lineage: Eukaryota; Metazoa; Arthropoda; Insecta; Diptera; Drosophilidae
Product: colorectal mutant cancer protein
Exons: 7
Coding region: 300-2513 (737 amino acids)
Source: RefSeq, a predicted model, not a curated record